Molecule: messenger RNA, 463 nt
Organism: Trichobilharzia regenti
Lineage: Eukaryota; Metazoa; Platyhelminthes; Trematoda; Strigeidida; Schistosomatidae
Source: the annotation of a GenBank genome assembly
CGUAUGGUACGGCAAACCUACUCAGCUCCACAAGAGCAAGUAAACUGGUAUAUGCACGUUGAAGUGGCCCAAUGCGACAGCUUGUCUUUCACGUUUGGGCUGAACAGUUUCUUGCAGGAAAACGUCAGUCGUAGGCUUGCGGCGAAGUAUGUUUUCCCUAGCGAUUUUAAGAGGCGUUUACGAAGGAUUUCUGCUUCAAUAUCACCUUUGAAUUCCAGAUUAAGCAGAAGUAUUUUCUUUGGAACGGAUUGGACUUGUUCGGAAGUCUUCUUAGGUUUUUUAGAUUCUUGUCUAUGAACCUGGGCGGAAAACCGUUUUCCAUCAGGGUUCUUCGGAUAAUAGUCAGUUCUUCGUCGAUCAAUUCCUCGCUGCAUAUCUUCCGAAUCCUCGAGGAAAGAGCGUUUAUCAGGUUCCUAUUUCUGCUUAGGGGCACGAAACUUUGAAAGUUGAUGAAUUGUCCAUU